This is a messenger RNA of Brassica oleracea var. oleracea, 3286 nucleotides long. RefSeq lists its product as uncharacterized. The record is from RefSeq and is a predicted model, not a curated record. Bases 184 to 3183 code for a protein of 999 amino acids. The transcript has 25 exons. NCBI's taxonomy places the organism in Eukaryota, Viridiplantae, Streptophyta, Magnoliopsida, Brassicales, Brassicaceae. Gene Ontology annotation, molecular function: ATP binding; ATP hydrolysis activity. Gene Ontology annotation, cellular component: mitochondrial outer membrane.
GUUCGGUCUCUCUCUCUCUCUCUAGCGAAUUCGUCUCUGGUUCUCUCCAACUAUCGCCGCACAUCCUCUUCCUCCAACCCUGAUUACAAUCUAUUAAAGCUGGAAUGAGCAUAAAAUCGAUUUUUGUCAAUAUCUCUAUUAUUCCAAGACAGUGAUACUUGGAACUGAGGAAAGUAGCUAACGAUGUAUUCAAGAUUGAUAAGAAGGAACCAGAGACUAAGUUGUUUUGUAUUGAAGCAAGACAAAUGCUUAGCUAGACCACCGACUCGUGACUUCACCGGUUCACCAUCUUAUAGAUUAACAAAUCCACUAACAAACCAUUUCACAAGAAAGCACCCGUCUUGCUUCCCUAUUGCCUCUGGAAACUCUUUGAGCCUCUCUCAAAAUAGCCAGUUUCGUCGGUUUAGCUCUGAAGGCGAUGGUGCUGGUGAGGAUAACCUGAGUAAAGAAAAGACUGGGAAAGAGAAGAGCGUUCUUGGAGGAGUUAACCGUUUUGACUCUCACGCUCAGCUUGGAAAGCAAGACCAAAUAGAUUGGCUCAACAACGAGAAGCUUGCAAGCGAGAGCAAAAAGGAAUCACCUUUCCUUAAUAAACGAGAGAGGUUGAAGAAUGAGUUCUCGCGGAGGAUUCAGCCUUGGGAAACUAUUCAGCUCUCCUUUGAGUCCUUUCCUUACUACCUCCACGAGCACACAAAGGACACUCUAGUAGAGUGUCUUAGCUCACAUAUAAAACAAAGAAACGUGGCGUCCACGUAUGGUGCUCGUUUAGGUUCUUCUAGUGGGAGGAUAUUGCUCCAGAGUGUUCCAGGCACUGAGCUGUACCGUGAGAGGCUGGUACGAGCACUUGCUAGAGACUCAAAAGUUCCUCUGUUGAUUCUUGACAGCAGCGUUCUUGCUCCUUACGAUUUUGCUGAUGACUACAAUGAAGAGUCUGAAUCGGAUGAUGAGGCUGCGGAGUCAGAUGAUGAGACUGCAGAAUCGGAAGCUGAGGAAGAAACGGAUGCAAACAAUGACGAGGAAGGUAGCAGUGAGGCGAAAGUAGAAGGAAGUGACGAUGAAGAAAGGUAUCUAGAGAUUUCUAAAGAAGUUCUCAAGAAACUUGGAGCUGACAUAGAGGAUAUAGAGAAGAGAAUGUCUGGACAGUUGCUUGGCUCUUCUGAGGUGCCUAAAGCUAUAGCUGUUGAUCAUAGUGAUAAAGCCAAGCGGCCUCUUAAGAAAGGAGAUCAAGUUAGGUAUGUUGGGUCGGCUAAGAAGGACGAAGCAAAGCGUAGGGUCGUAUUGGGGAAGAUUUCUACAUCUGAUGGUCAAAAAAGUGCUUUUACCGUUAUUCCUGGCAGGCCGUUGUCCAAGGGACAACGUGGAGAGGUAUAUGAAGUGAGUGGGAACCGUGUAGCGGUCAUAUUUGACUCUGGCGACAAUAAAACAUCAGAGGGAAGUGAGGAAAAGCCAGCAGAACAGCCCCAAACGUUACCUAUCCACUGGGUAGAUGCUAAAGAGCUCAAACUCGACAUGGAUAUGCAAGCAGUUGAUGGCUACAUUGCUAUGGAGGCGUUAAAUGAGGUUUUGGGAUCCAAUCAACCACUUAUAGUCUAUUUUCCAGACUUCUCUCAGUGGUUGUCCAGAGCUGUGCCUAAAGCAAGACGAAAGGAAUUUGUAGACAAAGUUCAGGAGAUGUUUGAUAAAUUAUCUGGUCCGAUUGUUAUGAUAUGUGGGCAGAACAAGAUAGAAACAGGCUCAAAAGAAAAAGAGAAAUUUACGAUGGUGCUCCCAAACUUUAGCCAGUUUGCGAAACUGCCUCUACCGUUGAAGCGUCUAACGGAGGGAUUAGCAGGAAGUAAACGAUCAGAGGAGAAUGAGAUAUACAAGCUUUUCACUAAUGUUAUGCGCCUACAUCCUCCAAAGGAAGAAGAUGCCCUUGGACUGUUCAAGAAACAACUGGGAGAAGAUAGGAGAAUUGUGAUAUCUCGGAGCAAUAUAAAUGAGUUACUUAAGGUACUUGAAGAACAUGAGUUGUUAUGCACAGACUUAUUCCAAGUGAACACCGAUGGUGUGAUAUUGACAAAGCAAAAAGCAGAGAAAGUUAUUGGCUGGGCAAGAAAUCAUUAUUUAUCCACUUGUCCAGAACCAUUAGUUAAAGGAGGCCGCUUGUCUCUGCCUCGGGAAAGCCUUGAGAUUUCGAUUGCGAGGUUAAGAAAAUUAGAAGAUAACUCCCUACAGCCCUCACAAAACUUAAAGGAUAUUGCAAAGGAUGAGUAUGAACGAAACUUCGUCUCGGCUGUGGUUGCUCCUGGAGAAAUAGGGGUCAAGUUUGAAGACAUUGGUGCUCUUGAAAACGUGAAAAAGGCGUUAAAUGAGUUGGUUAUUCUUCCCAUGAGGAGGCCAGAGCUUUUCUCCCGUGGGAAUCUCUUGCGGCCCUGUAAAGGAAUAUUGCUUUUCGGUCCUCCUGGAACGGGUAAGACGCUCCUUGCCAAGGCCCUUGCAACAGAAGCUGGAGCAAACUUCAUUAGCAUAACUGGCUCAACUCUUACAUCAAAGUGGUUCGGAGAUGCAGAGAAGCUCACUAAGGCUCUCUUUUCCUAUGCCGCCAAGCUAGCACCUGUUAUUAUAUUUGUCGAUGAGAUCGACAGUCUGUUAGGUGCUCGUGGUGGCUCUUCAGAGCACGAAGCUACCAGAAGAAUGAGAAAUGAGUUCAUGGCAGCUUGGGAUGGGCUUAGGUCGAAAGACAGCCAAAGAAUCCUCAUCCUCGGUGCCACCAACCGUCCAUUUGAUCUUGAUGAUGCUGUCAUCCGUCGUCUACCAAGAAGGAUAUAUGUGGACUUACCAGAUGCAGAGAACCGGUUAAAGAUACUGAAAAUAUUUCUCACUCUGGAAAAUCUUGAACCGGGUUUCCAAUUCGAGAAACUCGCAAAGGAAACCGAAGGUUACUCCGGUAGUGAUUUGAAGAAUCUAUGCAUUGCUGCUGCUUACAGACCUGUUCAAGAACUCUUACAGGAAGAACAAAAGGGUGAAGGAGCAGAUGCGUCCCCUUGUCUACGGCCGCUGAGUUUGGAUGACUUCAUUCAAUCUAAAGCUAAGGUGAGCCCGUCGGUGGCAUACGAUGCGACGACCAUGAAUGAGCUGAGAAAAUGGAACGAGCAAUAUGGUGAAGGAGGAAGCAGGACUAAGUCUCCUUUUGGCUUCUGAAGAAAACUUUCAGCUUUGUUAGUUAAAUUUUUUUUUAAAGUGUUACACAACCAGUAACUCCAGUGUUGUAUCUUUCUUCAAGUAUUCCAUGUUUUCAUCUUUA